AUGGCUGGGGCUUCCGCGGUCUUCAUCAUGGACAUGAAGGGCAAGGUGAUCAUCAGUAGAAACUAUCGAGGUGAGGUGCCGAUGAACAUCACCGAGAGGUUUCAGCAGCACGUUAUCGAUGCGGAGGAUGCCGUGAUAAAACCCGUAUUCUGCGAGGAUGGCAUCAGCUUUGCCUGGAUCCAGUAUAACAAUCUUUACUUGUUAGCUGUUACCCAGAGAAACUCCAAUGCCACCUUGAUUGUGGCCUUCCUCUAUAGAUUGGCGGAGGUCCUCAGAGAUUACUUCAACGAGCUUGAGGAGGAAAGCAUAAAGGAUAACUUUGUGAUCACCUACGAGCUCCUAGAUGAGAUGAUGGACAAUGGCUACCCUCAGACAACGGAGGUCAAGAUCUUGAGGGAGUACAUUAAGACCCAGUCGCAUCAGCUUUCUGUAGAUCAGAUGCGGCCGCCCACAGCAGUCACCAACGCCGUGUCCUGGCGGUCUGAGGGCAUCAAGCACAAAAAGAACGAGAUAUUCCUGGAUGUUGUGGAGCGCCUCAACCUGUUAGUUUCCGCAAACGGCUCCGUGCUGCGUUCGGAGAUCUUGGGUGCGCUGAAGAUGAAGUCCUAUCUUUCUGGCAUGCCCGAGCUGAAGCUGGGUCUCAAUGACAAGCUUCUCUUCGAGGCCACUGGGCGGCCCGUGGCCAAAGGAAAGUCGGUAGAGAUGGAGGACAUCAAAUUCCAUCAAUGUGUGCGGCUCGCUCGAUUCGAGAACGACCGGACAAUUUCCUUUAUUCCGCCGGACGGUGAGUUCGAGCUCAUGAGCUAUCGGCUGAACACUCAUGUGAAGCCCCUCAUAUGGGUUGAGGCAGUGGUGGAUCCUGGCCACUCGCGGUCACGGAUCGAGUAUAUGAUAAAAGCGAAAUCGCAAUUCAAGUCGCGUAGCGUAGCCAACAACGUGGAGAUCCACAUACCGGUCCCCUCCGACGUUGACUCGCCGUCGUUCAAAACGUCGAUCGGCACCGUCAGAUAUAUCCCUGACCAGGACUGCAUAGUCUGGAGCGUCAAGCAGUUCCAGGGCCAGAAGGACUACAUCAUGACGGCAAAUUUCGGCCUCCCGUCUGUUGGUGCAGAGAAUCGGGAUGCCUACAUGAAGGCGCCGAUGUCUGUGAAGUUCGAGAUCCCGUACUUCACCGUGUCUGGUGUGACCGUCAGGUAUCUCAAAAUCAUCGAGAAAUCUGGCUACCAGGCGCUGCCUUGGGUGCGCUACAUCACGCAGAACGGAGACUACCAGCUUCGCAUGGUCUGA
Messenger RNA from Symbiodinium pilosum, 1287 nucleotides. NCBI's taxonomy places the organism in Eukaryota, Dinophyceae, Suessiales, Symbiodiniaceae. The record is from the annotation of a GenBank genome assembly.